Molecule: messenger RNA, 3923 nt
Organism: Xenopus tropicalis (tropical clawed frog)
Lineage: Eukaryota; Metazoa; Chordata; Amphibia; Anura; Pipidae
Gene: bag6
Product: BAG cochaperone 6
Exons: 27
Coding region: 191-3601 (1136 amino acids)
Cellular component (GO): nucleus; extracellular region; cytosol
Source: RefSeq, a predicted model, not a curated record
GGAGCGCGGCGGAGGCGGCGGAACUGUUUCCGGAUUCCGAAUGAGUGACGUCAGAGUGUGAUCGCGCGAGAAUGUGACGUAUUGCGGGAGGGCAGCCCUGCCGGAAAGCAGCAGCUAAGGAGCUGGACGUUCAAACAACCAUUGGGGACCAGCUGUGUUAUGAACAUCGGGCCUAUUGAGCGGUUGAAGAAUGGCAGCUAAUGAGAAAAUGGAAGUGACUGUGAAAACACUGGAUUCACAAACAAGAACAUUCACAGUGGAUGCAGAGAUCACAGUAAAGGAAUUCAAAACACAUAUUUCAUCUGAUGUUGGAAUUUCACCAGAGAAACAGCGGCUUAUAUAUCAGGGGCGAGUACUGCAAGAGGACAAAAAACUGAAAGAAUACAAUGUUGAUGGGAAGGUUAUUCACUUAGUUGAACGGGCUCCUCCUCAGACACAGCCUUCAACAGGUGGACCAUCUACAUCUUCAAGUACUUCACCAUCCAGCAGUAAUGCCGCUAAUGUACCUGGGGCUGGGGCUCCUGAAAGGAAUGGAAACAGCUAUGUGAUGGUUGGCACAUUCAAUCUUCCGCAUGUAAUGUCUGGUCUUGGUGAGGCCAGCAGAGGCCCACGUGUUUCUACAGUAAGUGGGAAUGAUGGCUCCACUCUUGAUGUCCAUAUAAAUCUGGAUCAACAGCUCCCUGUCCAGAGUGAACCUCGUGUUCGUCUUGUUUUGGCUCAGCAAAUACUGCAGGACAUACAGAGGAUACUGGAUCGUUUGGAGGGACAACCAGUUAAUGAGCAGACUGCAGAACCGAUGGACACAGCAGUGUCUGAAGGAGAGGCCAGCAGUAGAGAAACCUUGCCUCAGACUACACAGAAUACAGAUGGGCAGUCGAAUACAGCCCCUACCAGUCAUCCUUCACCAUCAGAAUAUGUUGAGGUCCUGCAGUCUUUGUCACGGGUUGAGGAACGUCUAGCCCCUUUCAUGCAACGUUACCGGGAAAUCCUUAGUAGUGCUACCUCUGAUGCCUAUGAGAAUCAGGAAGAAAGGGAGCAGUCCCAGCGGAUAAUUAAUUUAGUUGGAGAAUCUCUUCGUCUCCUGGGAAAUGCCCUGGUUGCUGUAUCCGACUUGCGCUGCAAUCUCUCUUCUGCUUCUCCUAGACACUUGCAUGUUGUUCGCCCUAUGUCCCAUUACACUGGGCCCAUGCUACUACAGCAAGCUGCUAUACCAAUACAGAUUAAUGUUGGUACUACAGUCACUAUGACUGGGAAUGGAACCCAUGCUGGUCAGAUGCCUUCAGAUGGGAAUGCUGCUCAUACUCCUACCAAUACUUCAGAACCUCAGCGAUCUAACUCUGACAACCAACCUCCAUCCAGUGGAGAGAGACCAGCUUCUGAGAUCCCUCCCACUUCAGUUCCACAUCCCCACCCUCGUGUUGUACGGAUUACGCACCAGACUGUUGAGCCUGUCAUGAUGAUGCAUAUGAACAUUCAGGAUUCUGGACCUGGUGGCCCUACAAACAUUCCCCCACCAACUGCGGGGCAUGGGGGAAGUGCACACAUUCAUAUGCCAGGAUUACCCCCUGAGUUCAUGCAGGCAAUUUCUCACCAGAUUACACAGCAAGCUGUGGCUGCAGCUUCAGGGCAGCAAAUUCCUGGCUUCCAAGCUCCACCACGCUUUGUUUUUACUAGGCCUGCUGCCCCUUCAUUUCCACCCCAGCCUGGGGUAGCAACUACCCCACCAGGACCUGGAGGGGCAACUACUGCUGUACCUGGGGAAACGGUGGGUCCAGCAGGAAAUGCCUCCUUGGCUCAGAUGAUCAGCGGUCUUGUUGGACAGCUUCUGAUGCACCCAGUUAUUGUUGCUCAGGGUGGCAGCAACACCCCCUCUUCUACGUCAACCCCAACUUCUACAUCCUCCUCCAGCUCCUCUUCAUCCUCCACUGUCACUACCUCUACAACAACCACCUCUUCCACAUCCUUCCCCACUGUUUCAUCAGGUCCCUCUCCCCAGCCCCCACCUGGCACUGAUCAACACCUCUCUCAGCUCCUGGGCUCUUUACUGGGAACUGCCGGCUCAGGGAUGUCAAACUUCGCUAUGGGUUCGCCGAGUAUUACUGUUACCGUGCCUGGAAUGCCGGCCUUUUUACAGGGUGUCACAGAUAUAUUACAGGCUACACAGACUGUUCCUGUUUCUACUUCUCCUCCCCAGUCUGCUUCUCAGGCUCCUCCUCCUUCAUCACCCUCACCACCUCCUGCCCAUUCCUCUCCCCCUCCAGCUGCCGCACCAGAGUCUCUUCCUCCAGAGUUUUUCACUAGUGUUGUUCAGGGUGUCCUUUCAUCCAUGCUGGGGUCUUUGAGUGCAGCUGAUCAGAGUGGAACAGAAAGCAUUGCAGCUUUCAUUCAGAGGCUCAGUGGCUCCCACAACAUUUUCCAGCCUGAUGCAGAGGGACCUGGUGGAUUUUUUGGUGACUUACUCACCUUGAUUUGUCACAAUUUCUCCCUGGUCGAUAUGGUAAUGUUACUGCAUGGUCAUUCCCAGCCUUUGCAGAAUCUGCAGCCUCAACUGAGAUCCUUCUUUCUUCAGGAGUAUCUACACCAGGCAGAUCCCACACCUAAUAACAUCCAGAUGGCAUCAAGAAAUCUUACUAAUGGCCUGGAAGAGUACAUAAGAGAAAGCUUUGCCUCCGUUACUGUGCGUGAUGAUGUUGAUAUCACAAGAACAAACCUUGAAUUUCUACAGGAUCAGUUCAACAGGAUCACAACACACAUCCUACAUUGUGCAGAUUCCACAUUCGGACAGCGGCUUCUUGAGAUGUGUAACCAGUCUCUCUUUGAAUGGCUUGCUCUCAACCUGUAUUGCCUCCGAGGGGACCAGAGUGCUCUCACAUCUGUCAUUAAUGAGAGAAUUCGAAGACUCUCUCUAGAUGUUUCACCUGUGCUUGUCUCGUGGGUGACGUCUGUCCUGUCCCUCCGUCUUCAAGUGCUCUUGGGGCAGAUGCCUGUGACUGAGGGCGAGAUACAGAGACAUAUACGGAGAGUGGGAGAUGUUCCGCAGGCUCCUGAAGCAUCAUCUCAGGAUCAACCUAUGGAAACCACACCUGUUGAUUGUCAGCAGAAUGGUGCUGCCUCUCCAGUUCCUGCCACCACAGUGGAGGAGGUGCUUUUCCUCCCCCCUCAAAGUUCAGUACCCACCAUAUGCACAGAUUCUGAGCACCCAACCCAAGAAGAUACCGGAUCUGAGCAAUGGGCAGCAUCUGUGCCCCCAGAAUGGGUUCCUGUAAUCAGACAAGAUAUGCAGAACCAGCGGAAGAUGAAACAGCAGCCACCCUUGAGUGAUGCCUACCUGAGUGGCAUGCCUGCAAAGCGCCGCAAAACAAUGCAAGGUGAAGGGCCACACUUGUCCCUCUCUGAAGCUGUGAGCCGUGCAAUGAAAGCCACAGGAGCCAAACCAGAGAGCAGUACAGACUGUGUUAGGAGGGAGCUGGAUAACAGUGAAGCACAAGGAAGGUACAGAGAACAGUUGUGUCAGGAUAUCCAGAACAUCCUCCAAGACAAUGAGUCCUACAGUGCCCAGAGAUUCCCCAACACACAAAGGGCAUUCAGAGGGGACCCCUAAACAAUAAUCACUCAGAACUCUCCUUCAGUUAUGUAUAUACCCUACAGACCUAGUGGUUUUUUUGAUGGUAUCCCAGUACACGCUGCACACAGACGUUGCAUUUUCUUAGUGUAAUAUGUAUACAACAAAGCCUUACAGUUGUUUGCCCUGCACUUCUCACACAUACCCUACUAAACCUAGGUCUAAAUAAGGGGGUCUAAUCACCCUAAGUGAAGCCCAAUCAUACAAGCACCUCUUUGCUGUUUAUCUUCCCCAGUCUUUGGUGUGUGUGUUCUGUGAGAUUUGUCCAUUUACAAUAUAAAUAAAAGAAACCUGCCAGUUG